UUCAUUGGAAUUUCCAAUAGCGCAAAUAUAUUAAAAUAUCAUAUAAUAUGAAAAUGAGAAUUUAGCACAGUGCACUGAGCCCAAACGACACAUUAAUUCUAUGUGAAAAAGCAUAUACUUAUUAAAAACUACCAUUCACAUUAUGUUUAUAUGCAUCAUAUGACAUUUAUGUGUUUAUAUGUAAAUUUCAACGGAUACCCGAUAGCUCUUAAGUGUACAGCACAUACAUCUUUUGUGAAAAACACAUGAAUAUUAUGUGAUAGUAAACUGUAAGAAAUAAGAAUUUCAAAAUGGCGUCAAGUAACGAGACGUUAGUAGAUACGUUGCUCGCGGAUUUAGGAUUCCCGAAAAGUUUACUGGAAGUUUUUGAACAGUCCGGAAUUGGAGUAUUUGAGUUGCUUACAAUCACAGUCGAACAACUACAAACUUAUUUAGAACCGACGGAAACUGCAUGGAAGUAUGACGAUUUGUUUAAUAAUAUCGCAAUCUGGAGACAACGAAAUAAACACAAAAUAUUAAGAGCACUGAAUGCACCAGAAAUCGAAAACGCAGAUCAACCAUGUGCAGAUAACGAUCAAGUUCCUGAGGACAGUAUUGCAUUUAUUGAUUGAUUCUUGAAAGAAAAA
Malaya genurostris is the source of this 626-nucleotide messenger RNA. RefSeq lists its product as uncharacterized. The transcript has 3 exons. Lineage: Eukaryota; Metazoa; Arthropoda; Insecta; Diptera; Culicidae. The coding region runs from base 291 to 611 and encodes 106 amino acids. The record is from RefSeq and is a predicted model, not a curated record.